Halichondria panicea is the source of this 390-nucleotide messenger RNA. RefSeq names its product ankyrin repeat domain-containing protein 29-like. The record is from RefSeq and is a predicted model, not a curated record. The transcript is spliced from 4 exons. Gene Ontology annotation, molecular function: protein binding. Lineage: Eukaryota; Metazoa; Porifera; Demospongiae; Suberitida; Halichondriidae. Bases 1 to 390 code for a protein of 129 amino acids.
AUGGCGGCAGCCUUUGGAGGUCACACUGACAGUAUUAGAGAGCUGCUCUCCUCAGGAGCCGUGGUGGACCUGGCUGCCAAGGAUGGGCGUACUCCACUCUAUGUGGCAGCCUUUGGAGGUCACACUGACAGUAUUAGAGAGCUGCUCUCCUCAGGAGCCGUGGUGGACCUGGCUGCCAAGGAUGGGCGUACUCCACUCUAUGUGGCAGCCUUUGGAGGUCACACUGACAGUAUUAGAGAGCUGCUCUCCUCAGGAGCCGUGGUGGACCUGGCUGACAAGGAUGGGUGUACUCCACUCAUGGCGGCAGCCUUUGGAGGUCACACUGACAGUAUUAGAGAGCUGCUCUCCUCAGGAGCCGUGGUGGACCUGGCUGCCAAGGUGAGUAUCUGA